Messenger RNA from Epithele typhae, 738 nucleotides. RefSeq names its product GrpE-domain-containing protein. Gene Ontology annotation, molecular function: protein homodimerization activity; adenyl-nucleotide exchange factor activity; protein-folding chaperone binding. Bases 1 to 738 code for a protein of 245 amino acids. The transcript has 2 exons. The record is from RefSeq and is a predicted model, not a curated record. NCBI's taxonomy places the organism in Eukaryota, Fungi, Basidiomycota, Agaricomycetes, Polyporales, Epitheliaceae. Gene Ontology annotation, biological process: protein import into mitochondrial matrix; protein folding. Gene Ontology annotation, cellular component: PAM complex, Tim23 associated import motor.
AUGUUCAACGCUCAGGCAGUACAGGCAUUCCGCUCCUGCACUGGGGCCCUGUCGUCGCGCACCCUCGCACGUUCUUCGGUGAACGCUGUGGGAAGGACAGUAGCCUUCGCCUCACGGUCACGCUAUUACUCAGACAAGGCGGGAUCAUCUUCAAAGGUGGAAGAAGAGGAGAAGGAGAAGGAUUCGGUCGAUGUCUCGCCAGACGCAGAGCUUCUUAGCAAGUUGAAGGCAGAGGAGGCGAAGGUGGCUGAUUGUAUGAGCCGACUGCGCUACCUCCAAGCCGAUUUCCUUAACCUUCAGCGUAACGCUGCGAAAGACAAGGAGCAGGCGCGAGACUUCGCGAUCACCAAGUUUGCCGGCGACCUCCUCGAGACCGUCGACGUCCUUUCCCUUGCUCUCAAGUCCGUGCCAAAAGAGUACACCGAGUCGCCACCACAAGCCGACUCAUCAUCCGACACCCCCACCCCCAAGACCGCCGACGACCACAUCCGAGAGCUGUACGUCGGUGUCGAGGCGACCCAGCGGUUACUCCUUUAUACUCUCUUCAAGCACCACGUCAAGCCCUUCGACCCUACUGGCGAGCAAUUCGACCCCAACAAGCACGAGGCCAUGUACCAGGCGCCUAUACCUGGCAAGGAGCCCGGCUCUGUACUAGAGUGCGCAAAGGUUGGAUACACGAUCAAGGGUCGUGUAUUGCGUGCCGCCCAGGUCGGUGUUGUGCAGGACACCCGGUCAUGA